AUGAUAAUCCUUCUAGGUUUUCUUUUUGAAAAAUUAUUUUUAAAAAAAUUAAAAUUUAUUUUUAAAUCUCUUCUGCAUGAUUGUAACGAAUCUGCACGAAUGAAUCCAUUUUCUGCUAGAACACAAAGACUGCUGUUGGGGAUGUUUAUACAGUUGCUAGGCAGCCUAAUUUUUCAUUUUCCCCUAUUUUUUUCUUGGUUUCUGGCAAUUAGAUCAAUCAAGAGGCUCGGGGUUGAAAAGCUUCAGGGAAAUGGUCCUACCAUAAAGAUGGAGGCCAGCAAGUUAUUUUUAGUGAAGCAACUAUCCAAAAUUAAUCCUUGGUUGAUUUGUUUGGCAAUGGCAGCAGAUGAUUUAUUAGCUCUUAUAAACGUAGAAACACCACUUAAAGGAGGUCUCAACACUCCUCUUCACAAUCACGACUUUAGCGCUCCGGGAAGUCAACGUCAACCAAUCUCUACACCAAACACUGUUCUUUCUGUAAUGGCAGCAACUCAAAAGAAUGUUGGGUUUGGACAAACUACUGAAUCUCAACGAACAUUAGCUUCUUCAACACCUGGCGGCGCUUCUACAACAACAACAGAAAUGAAUACACCAUUUAGAGACCAAUUAAAUAUAAACCCAAUUUCUGAUGAAACUAGACCUUCAAAAAAGAAUUACAACAACAAUUCUAUCAAUUACCUAAACCUAAAAAUGAUUUUGAAUUGACUGAAGUUGGGGAUGAAGAUGAUGAUUUUGGUGGAGAGGGAGGAUUGAGAGAGGAAUGGAUUGAGGAUGCCGCUAAACUUGAAAAGCGUCGUCAAGCAAUAGCCGAAAAGAAGAAAGCACUUGAAUUGGAAAAACGAACAAAAGCCUUUCAACGACAAUUACCUCUUCCAUCAAAAUUAAAUAUUGAAUAUAAAAAGCGUGGGGCAGGUGGAACAGAUUUACAUAAGAAUUGGAAGUGUUAUCAGAAGCCCGAGCUAGUCUAGCCAACUCAAAGGAAAGAGAGCAAAACGCAGAGCUCGUGAA
This is a messenger RNA of Meloidogyne enterolobii, 1008 nucleotides long. Lineage: Eukaryota; Metazoa; Nematoda; Chromadorea; Rhabditida; Meloidogynidae. The record is from the annotation of a GenBank genome assembly.